Messenger RNA from Musca domestica (house fly), 3729 nucleotides. RefSeq lists its product as uncharacterized. The record is from RefSeq and is a predicted model, not a curated record. NCBI's taxonomy places the organism in Eukaryota, Metazoa, Arthropoda, Insecta, Diptera, Muscidae. The transcript has a single exon. The coding region runs from base 1663 to 2316 and encodes 217 amino acids.
GUACCUAAUCCAUAGAAAGAGGUAACACUAAACUACAUUCAAAAAGCUCGGAAACUUAGUCAUAAAUUUCCGGGAGACUGCAGAUUGAUCAGCUUAUUAAAAUUGUAAUACAAUAUGCACACAGCGGCACGACUACGUCAAAGUUAGGUCAGUGCAGACGGCAUUAGAGGAAUAUGGGAAAAUUCCAAUUUUACUUUGGCAGUUGUGACAACAACCUACUGGAUGUAGUUAAAUAAAUUGAAUCGCAGAAAAACUUAUGUUUUUCAUUUGUAGAAUUUAUUUAUAACAUAAUAAGUAUGAUCCACAAUUAUGAAAUAUUAAUUCCACAAAACUGAAAUUAACUUCAAUAUGCAAGUUUUUAACCUCUAAAAAUUCACCUUAAUAAUUCAUAUCUCAAUAGUUUGCGUUUGUCAUCAAGUACGUUAGAAUUUAAAAAAUCAGUUAACGAUUGUUUGAAAAUAAUUAGUAAUAAUUUAUUAAGACCAGUGUAUUAUUAUUAAUAACAUAAUUGUUAAUUAACGUAUUUUUGAUUAUUACAAAUUUGCCAUAACCUAAUCAUAAGGUACACACCGAGCGGGGUUAUAUAUAAACGGUUUUAGAGAUGAUCCUAUGAACAUGUUUUUAUAAUAAAAGAGAAUAGCGGGGCUACUUAGUGUAGAUGAAAGGGAAUUGUUAAUCAGGAUCUUUCUAUUGCAGUCCACAUUAAAAUAGAUAAGACGAGCAGACCUUCGAGUUAGAAAUAAAUAAUAUAGAAUUUUAAAUUGCUGCGUGUUGUAUGUUAGCUUUAGAUCCUGAGGGUGUUUGUCAGUUCACCUACCAGGCGCGUCCCCACCGGCGGAUAGGGGGGAUGGAUGAUCACACUAUUUUGCUCGAACUAGGGCGUCUAGCUACGAACUGGGUGGAGCGGAAUAGUGUGAUCACCAGUCCCAAGGAGUUUUUACUCCCCGCGGACAAAAAACUGACUUCAGGAUGGUUCCCCAAAAACAAAAAAACACACAUUGAAGAAGGAAUAAAGAAAGAAAAAGUUACGGUGCAGGGAGUAAAUAACCCAGUACCGGCGGGUGUUUGUGAUCCUGCCACGAGUCACACCCUGUCGUCAUCCAACGAUCGUGUGCAAAUUCCUCCCGGAGAUGUGGGUGCCUUGGCAUCUGUGGUCGAAGGUAUUGCUACAAGCACGGCCUUCGGGCAACAAAACAGACAGAGGGUCUGAGGAACUCAGGGGAAGCAUACGCUCGACCCAGCCUUCAACGACUCCGACUCCGACAGCAGCAGCAACAAUACUACCGUCCUGCGAAACCCUACUAAGGAAGAGGCGCACAAGACGAUAGAAGAAGUGAGUGACAGCUUGGCGAAGCUCACAACCAGAACAAAAAAGCUGUCUGGGGCCCAACGGCGAAAGCUCAAAAGGCAACAAAACAGCAAAAAUGCUAAGGCGCAGGAUGUUCCAAAGGGGGCUACAAAUACUCUCCCACUCCGUUGGAGACACCGAAGAGGAUAAGGUCCCCUUAUCCGGGUCCUUUCGCGAAGCCGGCGAAAAAGAAAAAGAGCUUCCCACCUGCAGAUGCUCCGGGCAAACUACGUCAAGGGCCUCGUAAAAGAAUCUGUAACAGGAAUCCUUUGACCGCAAAGACAGCCAAAAACAGUUGAGGGACGAAAUGCAUUAUGCAUUCAUUGAUCGAUACCAACAAAGGUUCAGGCAACUUGCAUAAAGACCAUUUGGAAGAUUUAGAGGAAAUGGUCAACAAUAAUAAUUUGGAUCACAUCAUGGAAAGUGGAGAUUCAAUACGUAUCGCGAGCAGCGGCAUGAAGAAUAAUAAAAUAUUCUUCAAGCUUCCUGCGCAUGCCAACACUGCCGCCUUAAAGGGGAUUAUCGAGAAGAUAAAACCCCCGUGGGAAAACGGCAGCCUAGAGUUGGUGAGGUGGAACGAAAUUCCUCGCCUAACUAAAACGACGGUAUACGUCAGAGGAUUUGGCAGCAAAUUCGGGAAGGAACGUAUGCUCGAAGUCUUUGGAAUGCAAAAUAAGACUUUGGACGUGAAGAGAUGGGAAGUCUUUCACAGAGAGCAGAAGGAGGAUGGCACUCUCCUUGUGAUUGGAGUUGACGAUCUCUCGAUGGCCAGUCUGACAAAGACUAAGGGCAUGGUAUUCUAUGUCUCGAACGCUGUCAAGUUCAAAAAUAAUAAGGUGAGGAUCGGAGACGAAGACACCAAGUGUAGCAGCGAAGAGGAGAAAGAAGACCCCCCAAGCAACACAGAACAGGGGGUCGGUGACAAUAUUACCGACUCUCAAGAAGCCCGUCUACUGGAGGACCAAUGAUCAAGGCGAUCCAGAUCAACCUUCAUCAGAGCGAGACGGCAACCUUGGCUCUAAUGAAACUAAUAUAUUCAGGUAAGAUGCACAUUGGUUUAAUUCUGGAACCUUGGACAGUUCAGAACGAGGUCUCUGGACUAAAUCAUAUAAACUACCAACUAUUCUAUGCCAAUACAGGGUCUCGACCGAAAACUUGUAUAAUAUGUCACAAAAACUUAUGUUUUCUUUUCUCCCCAGAAUUAUCGACAAUGGUCUGAGGCAGGGGAAUGGAAACAUAUACCUAGCGUCAGUAUACUUAACGUUCGACGCGCCGACAUUACCACCUUCGUCGGAACUGCAACGGCUGGUGAGCAAAACAAAACAAACAGGUAACGAAGUACUAGUAGGUAGCGAUGCUAACUCUCACCAAAUAGCGUGGGGUAUUGCUAACAUUAAUAAAAGGGGCCAUUCCCUACUAGAUCAUCUAAAUACUAACGACCUAAUAAUUCAUAACAUUGGGAAUAAAGCAAUCUUUGUAAACAAAAUUAGGGAGGAGGUUUUAGACAUUAAUUUUUGUUCAGGAAAUCUUAUAAACGAGAUUCAGAAUUAAGUUCUGAACUAACACGGCCCCGCCGAACCCAAUACGUUUCCGGAACAAAUCCAAGACUGACUGAAUGAAGUAUGAGAGACUAGUAAAAGAGAGGCUAGGACAGGGAAUUGAAUGCCUAAGCACAGACGACAUAGACAGAGAUGUCAAUAGGUUAACGGAGACCCUAGUAAUGUCCUUCGAGGAAUGCUGACCACUUCGAGAGAGGAAAUCUGCCUACGAAAAACCCUGGAUGGCAGGGGAAGUUCGUAUCAAAGGAAAAGAAGCCCGAAGACUUUACAACAGAGCUCGGCGUAAAAAACUGGCAGUGUUCUGGGACAGCUACCAUGACAAACUUAAAGAAUACAACAAAAUAGUAAGAACUCCUGGAAGCUUUUCUGCGAACAGGUUGAUAGCGUGAAUGAUGUUUCAAAAAUAAAAGUUUCUUUCAAAAACCUUAGGGCUUCUGAUGAGCACACACUUCCCGCCGAGCAUCACGACACACGCGGAUAUAUCGGAAGAUAGAAGGAUCGCGACUGAGGAAGCACCUAAAAUUGAUGAAUCGAUGGUUAAGGAAGCCAUCAGCAGUUUACGGCAACAGGACCAGAUAUGGUCUUCCCGGCUCUGCUCUAAAAGGAAGUGGACCUUAUUUCGUCCAACUUAGCCGGAAUUUUCAAUGCGUGCCUAGGGUUUGCGUAUACCCCUAAAGCCUGGCAGGAAUCGAGGGUAGUUUUUAAACCCAAAUCUGGGAAGGCAAGCUACGCAAUACCCAAGUCUUAUCGGCCGAUAAGUCUAACAUCGUUCUUACUCAAAACCAUGGAACGCACAAUCGAUACCAUGAUAAAGAACAGGAU